This is a messenger RNA of Syngnathus typhle (broad-nosed pipefish), 3048 nucleotides long. RefSeq names its product ALK and LTK ligand 2-like. Gene Ontology annotation, biological process: positive regulation of ERK1 and ERK2 cascade; positive regulation of ERK5 cascade. The record is from RefSeq and is a predicted model, not a curated record. The coding region runs from base 211 to 597 and encodes 128 amino acids. The transcript has 5 exons. Gene Ontology annotation, molecular function: receptor signaling protein tyrosine kinase activator activity; receptor tyrosine kinase binding. Lineage: Eukaryota; Metazoa; Chordata; Actinopteri; Syngnathiformes; Syngnathidae.
AAGAACAAGGGGGAGGAGGAAGAAGAAGAAAAAGAAGAGAAGGGAGACCUUGACGAGAAGUGGUCGGUCUCAAUCGACUUGACAUGAGGAUAAAGUUGAGGCUUAGGAUAAACUAACCACUUCUGUGCGCGUUUUUGGGAGUGACACAUCAGACCAAGGAACCCGAGAAAGCAAGACAAGAGGAAGCCGUCCAGAAUUCAAUGGGCGAAAAUGCUCCGUUGGCUGUCAGUGAAGUUCGUACUGCUGCUGGUCAUUGGUUGUUGCACUGUUGCUACCCUGCUAAAAAGUUCCGGUCGCCAAGAAGCGCACAGCGUCCUCAAAUUGAUGAGCAACCACUCCAAUGAAACAGUGGCGGUGACGCAGAGGCUCGGCGAAAACACGGAAGAACUGCACACAAAGACGGUUCAGAGCAUAGAUCUGCGGCAUAGAGACAAGAUCAUCAAACAUCUGACAGGUCCUCUUUAUGUCAACCCAAAGUGCAGGAGUCACUUUCAUAGACUUUACCAUGUCAAGGACUGUGUGGUACCAGCAUAUUUUAAAAGAUGUGCUCGUCUACUGACUCGACUGGCCAACAGCCUUCAUUGUGCCGAGAGGUGAACACUGGAAUGGUACAUAUUCAUCUACAGAGGUGCUUCCUAACCUCGCUAGCUAAAGGCAACUCAUCCAGGCACCUUUCUCAAGCAUUUGUAGCUUUUGAACAAUCCUAUCCUCCAAAUAUUUUCUGUCAUCUAAAUUGGACAGUCCCAUACUAUUCUCUUCUUCUUUCCAGUUCAGUGUUAGGCACAAUACUGUGCUGCCAACAAGAGGCCGAAAGUGAAAUUCCAGCCAAAAAUCAACAACAAAAUUGCGCUAUGACGGUUCCCCCCAAAAUAAUAGCACGACUGUGAACUCAGAGGCCGAUGGAGGGGUUUUCGUUCAUGUGUUUUAGUAUUCCUUUUGCGAUCUUUUUGUUUGGUUGCAUGCCGUUAGAUUUUUCGAAUGUAAACUGAGUGCCUUGGCUUAAUAAAGGUUGGGAAACACUCAUUUACACAUCCUGUUCUCUUACCAUCCAUUGUCGGGGUUGCAACAUUUUCAUAAGAUAAUGUCACAUAUUAUAUUCAUGACAAUAUUCAUAAACCGAAACUCACAAGCAAGCUGUUUCAGUCACAUGUCUGACCACAGCAGGAUGUUACAUUUGCUUCAACAAAAAUAAUUUGUAAAUUAUGAAUAGUUGUGGUUGUACUAUAUUAUUGCAGAAUACCUCUGGUUGAUUUGUGAUUGGGUGGGUAAAGAUCACAGAAAGGGCCUCAACACUAACUUGUACCAAAACAGCAGAUGGUCAGGCGGUGCUGUUUUCUUCCUUGCUUGCAGGCGUGACAGACACAUGGAUUGGGGCCCAAUACAAAGCAGAAAACAUCAUUUUCCUUAAACAACUAAACUGCAGGGUGAACAUCUGACUUCAUGAAAAACAUUUGUCGCUUGAUUUAUCCAUAUUGUGAUUUCAUGAUCGUAUUGAACAUGAAUGAAUGAAUGAAUAAAUAUUUACACUUUAUAUUUGUACUGUUUUGAAAGUUUUAUAUACUCUAUGUUGCCGUUUGCACAUACUUUUUUUUUUUUUAUGUCUAAGCGUAACAUCAAUAAUUUUACUCCAGAAAGGCAUUGUGAGAAUUAAAAAUAAUCCUGCUCACGUGUUUCAUAAUUUAUAUACUUAGCUGCCUUUAAAAGGGUUUUUAACAUCAAAAGGAAAAGAACAGCACAAAAACGUCUCAGUCGUUUAUUCAGAUGGGUUUUCCUCAAUUCCCUCCGAAUAAAGCAAGCGUCAAAAUACCAUCACUUCUGGUGUGUUCUGCAACUGAGUGAUGUGACCUGCAACACAGUAAAUGGAAAUCAUUACUACCCAGACUAAAAAUGUUCUCAGAUUCAACACUGUGAAUUGAUUCCUGCUGUUCUGUCAUUUGUGAUUAAUUGGAUGUUGUGCUUGAUCUCUCAAGAAAUGUGCCGAGAAGAUUAAAAAUAAUGAUUAAGUAUUUCACAACGAACUGUGUGAGAUUUGGCUCAGUGAAUUUUAUUUCAAGUGUCAUGAUGAUUUAUCAUUUUUUAUUCUACGUUGUGUAAUAGAGCAUGGACUUUCUCCAAAAAUGUUGCUUAAAAAACAGAAUCACUUUCUGUGCGCCGUCUUCCUGUGGCUGGAGUGUUUUUUAUUUUUAAACUCACAUCUUCCUAUAACUUUACAAUCAUAUUUUAGAGCACAGGCGUGCCUUCCAUGUUCCUCUUCUUAAAUAGUGUGACAAGCUCUUUGCCCUCAUCCAGUGUACGUUGUUCACACACACCUUACAAUAUAAUCCGGGUGUGCAAUGAAGUCCGUUCGGGCAUCAAGGGUGACAACAUUCUGUCAGUUAGCUUACAACUGCGACAGGCAGAACCACAUUGCUGCACUCGUGUUGACUUUGGCUAAAGCUCUGUGUUGUUAUGGUGAACGUCUUGGAUCGACACACAGAAGCUCCUCCCAUCAUGAAUGUCCAGUUGGGAUGAUAUGUCCAAAGUCGCAAUCCCCAAACAAAUAAAUGUGAACGCAUGGAUAAAGUUGACAGCAACUGUUCUCGUUCUGUCCACUUUCAAAGUAAAUCAAUGCAAUGGGUAUUUGAACACAAAUGGUGGAGUAACACAUAUAAACAGACAGAAGAACUAUUAAAUUAUAUACAUACGUGCACACAAAUUAUUACGAUAUUUACAUUCUAUUUCAGUGUUACUCUUCUAUGUUAUUCUAAAGUACAAUUUGGGGGUUGGGAUUUUUUUUUCAUGAUUAUUGUUAUCACUGGUAUUUAUCACUUUUAAUUCUACUGUUGAGUUUUUUGUGCUCUCGUUAUAUUUUUAUGAUGGAGUAAUCAUCUGUAUGUCAUUGUAUUAUUUGUUCUGUGUAUUAUGGCGUAUUUUGUGUUUACUGCAGUGACGUGAAGUUUUCUUAUGUAUGUACCGUAGACAUUUUACGUUGGUUUUCACCUUGUUUCCGACAAUGAGAAGUAGACAUCUACUUGUAUAUGUAUAAGGGAGCGCGGCAAAAAGCGCGAG